UCUUGCCCUUUCAGGGUUCAGACUUCAGAGCAACCCCCAAACUCUGCACUCUCUUCCUUCGUCUCUCCUAAAGACUCAGUAUGAAGUAGAGAGUAUGAACCAAGAUCUCUGAAGGGCCCAGUGACUUCUCCCUCUCUAGACUGUUCUUUAGAUUCGAAAAGCAUUUUGGGUAUCUGGGUAUAUUGUUUUUCUGCGGAAGCAAGCUUUUUGGUAGAGUGCAAGUUCUUGAAUGAGCUAAAGCGGGCUGUCAUGGAGUGUGUGGUCCAGGGAAUCAUUGAGACAUCGCAUGUUGAGGCUCUUGAGAUUCUUCUUCAGGGGCUUUGUGGUGUACGCAGAGAAAGUUUGAGGAUCCAUGAAUUAUGCUUGAAAAGUGGUCCAAACCUUGGGCAUGUUUCUUCAGAUGUUCGACUAUUGUGCGAUCUUGAGCAGGCUGAACCCAUAUGGACUGUUAAACAUAUCGGAGGUGCAAUGAGGGGCGCUGGUGCUGAUCAGAUUUCAGUUCUUGUUAGGAGUAUGGUGGAAAGCAAAGUAAGCAAAAAUGCCCUUCGUUUAUUUUAUGCACUUGGCUACAAAUUGGACCAUGAGCUGUUGAGAGUGGGAUUUGCUUUUCAUUUCAAAAGAGGUGCUCAGAUCACUGUUACCGUGUCAUCAAUCAAUAAGAUGCCAAAAUUGCACGCAACAGAUGAGGCUGUGCCGGUGACCCCGGGCAUACAGUUGAUUGAAGUAACUGCCCCAGCCUUGCCUGAAAACUAUACUGAAGUUGCUGCAGCUAUGUCAUCCUUCUGUGAAUAUCUUGCACCGCUCGUGCAUUUGUCAAAACCUGGUGUUUCAACCGGGGUUGUUCCUACAGCUCAUGCAGCCGCUGCAUCUCUCAUGUCAGAUGGUGGGGGCACAACCUUGUAGCUGGAUCCAUAACUUGAGAAUCUUAGGAUGAAGUAGGGCAGCCCCUUUGCAAGUUUGGAAGAGUGUCGUCAUGCCUGUUGGUCUUUCACUGCUAAUCGCAAGCAUGUCUGAGUGACUGGUCCUCCAUCCCUUGUUCUUCCUAAUGCUAAUGGUUAUUUCUCUGUACACUGUUUAAGUGGAAGUAGCAUCUCACUAUGUGACAUGUUGUGUUGGAUGGGUUCUAACUCAAGAUGAGUUGGGUUGGAAUGUGAUUGGAUUUCCUUACAUUGUGUGGGUGCAUUUGCUUAAAAGGACCUGAUGGUAGGUUUUUCCGGCAA
This is a messenger RNA of Tripterygium wilfordii, 1220 nucleotides long. Its product is annotated as mediator of RNA polymerase II transcription subunit 18. Lineage: Eukaryota; Viridiplantae; Streptophyta; Magnoliopsida; Celastrales; Celastraceae. Gene Ontology annotation, molecular function: transcription coregulator activity. Gene Ontology annotation, biological process: termination of RNA polymerase II transcription; regulation of transcription by RNA polymerase II. Gene Ontology annotation, cellular component: mediator complex; core mediator complex. The record is from RefSeq and is a predicted model, not a curated record. Bases 250 to 903 code for a protein of 217 amino acids. The transcript has 6 exons.